CUUGUGAGUGCGUUUCGCAAUUGUGAAACGUUAUUAAUGCGUGCUGGAGCGAGCGAUAGCGAAGUGGCGACGUUUGACAAUUAUAUUCGAACGUCACUGGAGCGAGAAAUAAUUCAACCGCUUUGUCGAGAUAUUGAGACAGAUUUGAGGUUGCAUCUUCAUUCUGCGCGCAUAGCAGGCGUCAUGAACACGAAUCCGUUCAAGGAUGGCGUUCGAGACUUGUCGUUGUUCACGAAUCUGCCGCCAAUCUACACGUUGAAGCACCAGAUCGACAUUCGUAAUCGCGUCGAAGGUUAUUUAAAUCAGACCUUCCACAAUCACACGGCGAUUGCUCUUCAUAACUGGAAGUCUUACGUGGAAAUGAGAAAUCUUGCGAUAGAAAAGUACGGCUUACGCUGCGCCGAGAUUGAGCUUCCGAGCCAGACGCUCGAACAAGGCUUGGAUGUGUUGGAGCUGAUGCGCAAUAUCCACGUCUUCGUGUCGAGGUACAACUACAACUUGAACACACAGUGCUUUGUCGAGAAGGCGAGCGCGGCGCUCGAUCGCAAGCAUCUGAACACCAUAAGUAUUCGGCAUGUCGCCAACUCUAUCAGAACGCACGGAACGGGCAUCACGCACACGACCAUCAACUUUGCCUAUCAGUACCUGGCGCAAAGAUUUCAGAUUUUCAACCAGUUUCUCUUUGACGACCACAUCAGAAGUCAACUCAUGAAAGAAGCUCGAAUGCAAGCAGGAUAUCGCGCAUCGACUGUGGACGAAAAGUUUGAGUACCCAGUCGAACGCGCCCUUCGAGUGAUGCGCGACAUUCGAAAGCUCGGUUUAUCGAAGGACGGCUCUUCGUUCAUCGACGAGUUCCGUGUGUUAGUGACUGAAAUCGGUAAUGCGCUCGGUUUUGUUCGCAUGGUUCGUCUCGGUGCGAUGCACUACAGCACCAACGCCGCCAAGUUUGUACCGAGUGCGCGCGGGUCGAAGUUCGCCCUCGAUGAGAGCCUCGACGCCGACGGUUUGUCCGAGUGGACAAAGACGGCACUGAAAAAUCUGCAGAGUGAAUUAAAAGCCUUAAGCACAGGCGGUACCGAUGGUACUGACUAUUUUCAAGUCCUCGUAUCGGUUUUUUCGACCGAGCUUCGAAAGGGUCACGAACACCUAAAAGACUUUUACUUGGUGCUUCCAGCGCUCACGAUGAGCGCCGCUGAAACCAUCCUGGCUUCAAAAGACAAGCUCGUGCGACGUGGUAAAGAUUCACAGACCGCCACUUUCACCGAUGAUGGUUUAGCACUUGGGAUCGUGUACCUGCUGAGCGUCCUCGAUCAACACGAAGCCUUCGAUGCGCUGCAUUGGUUUGAGUCCGCCUCGCACCACUUCGAAGCGGAG
Messenger RNA from Ostreococcus lucimarinus CCE9901, 1374 nucleotides. RefSeq lists its product with no specific name. Lineage: Eukaryota; Viridiplantae; Chlorophyta; Mamiellophyceae; Mamiellales; Bathycoccaceae. The record is from RefSeq and is a predicted model, not a curated record. The transcript has 4 exons. The annotation marks the transcript as partial. Gene Ontology annotation, cellular component: WASH complex; endosome. Gene Ontology annotation, biological process: endosomal transport; endosome organization.